AUGUCAGAAGGCAAUGAUGAUGGCUUGGUGGAGAAGGGGAGAUCGGAAAUAAGUUCUGCGACGAGAUCGACGAGUAUAGUGUGCAAUGGGGAUUUGGAGCAGCAAGACUAUAUCGAGGCUACAUGGUUUCACAAGUUUGUUUUUCUAGCGUUAGGUUUCGCCGAUUUGUUCUACUGGAAUUGUGUAUUGAACAUAUUGUUUGAUAUUCGAGACAAGUAUUACCCUGCGUACCCUUCGAUGACGGAUACAUUGAAUGCGGUGAAUAAUAUUACGUCAUUGAUUGUGGCGAUUUACACGAUAAAAACGGGUGCUAUGAAUAUGACGGUUAUUCUGGCUUCUGGUGCGUUAUUAUCCGUGGCGUGUCUCCUGACUGCGAUUGCGGUGCAAUGGUGUCCAGGAGUUAGCGGCGUAGUGUGGCUGCACAUUGCAAACGCCGUUGCUGGUGCUUGCUCUGGUUUCUACCAGACCGGUGCAUGCGGUCUUGCUUCAGUGGUUGGGCAAGGAGGCCUCACGGGGUAUGUCUCAGCGGGACAAGGCGUCACUGGCGUGGCAACUUUUGCCCUUUGGCAGAUCAUCUCACAUUCCAAGCUAGACGUCAAACCAGCACUUUGGACACUCAUGGCCAUAGGCUGCGGCAUUACCCUCACCUCAGCAUACUUCUUCUGGCUCCUCCUUCGCAAACCAGAAAUCGCCCGGAGAGUCGCCCAGGUACGAAAGUCCCUCAAGGAAGAGGCCAACGAUCCCGAUGCCCCAAGCUACUUGUUCAUCUUCAAGUCUAGCUGGCUUCCAAUGUGUACCACUUUCUGGUGCAUGUUCAUAAGUCUAUUCGUAAGACUCAACACACACUCUUGGCGGAGGACAUAUCACAAACAUAAUAAAUACAUCAACCCGUGCCGUGCAACACUCAACCCGUGCCGUGCAACACAUCAACCCGUGCCGUGUAACACUCAACCCGUGCCGUGUAACACUCAACCCGUGCCGUGCAACACAUCAACCCGUGCCGUGCAACACUCAACCCGUGCCGUGCAACACAUCAACCCGUGCCGUGCAACACUCGAGUGUCUAUGCUACUGUAGUUCUUCCCUAAUAUUGGUCCCAUUAAUUGGAAUGAAGGAGACUUUACGAAUUAUACACUUGGAACUUUCCAAGUCGGUGAUUUAA
Molecule: messenger RNA, 1161 nt
Organism: Gregarina niphandrodes
Lineage: Eukaryota; Apicomplexa; Conoidasida; Eugregarinorida; Gregarinidae
Product: putative transmembrane protein
Exons: 1
Coding region: 1-1161 (386 amino acids)
Biological process (GO): nucleoside transmembrane transport
Cellular component (GO): plasma membrane
Molecular function (GO): nucleoside transmembrane transporter activity
Source: RefSeq, a predicted model, not a curated record